This is a messenger RNA of Eimeria mitis, 1350 nucleotides long. RefSeq names its product tubulin beta chain, putative. The coding region runs from base 1 to 1350 and encodes 449 amino acids. The transcript is spliced from 4 exons. The record is from RefSeq and is a predicted model, not a curated record. Gene Ontology annotation, cellular component: microtubule; cytoplasm. Gene Ontology annotation, biological process: microtubule cytoskeleton organization; mitotic cell cycle. Lineage: Eukaryota; Apicomplexa; Conoidasida; Eucoccidiorida; Eimeriidae. Gene Ontology annotation, molecular function: GTP binding; structural constituent of cytoskeleton; GTPase activity.
AUGAGAGAAAUUGUUCACGUUCAGGGUGGCCAAUGCGGCAACCAGAUUGGCGCCAAGUUCUGGGAGGUUAUUUCGGAUGAACACGGCAUAGCCCCGACCGGUACCUACAAGGGGGACAGCGACCUGCAGCUGGAGCGUAUCUCCGUGUUCUACAAUGAGGCCACAGGAGGACGCUACGUUCCUCGCGCGGUCCUCAUGGACCUGGAGCCUGGUACGAUGGACUCCGUGCGCUCCGGCCCCUUCGGCCAGCUCUUCCGUCCCGACAACUUCGUGUUUGGGCAGACAGGUGCGGGGAACAACUGGGCGAAGGGCCACUACACGGAGGGUGCUGAGCUGAUUGACUCUGUGCUCGACGUCGUGCGCAAGGAGGCAGAAGGCUGCGACUGCCUCCAGGGUUUCCAAGUGACGCACUCACUCGGUGGAGGCACAGGGAGUGGUAUGGGAACUCUGCUCAUUAGCAAAGUCCGUGAGGAGUACCCCGACAGGAUCAUGGAGACCUUCUCGGUCUUCCCUUCACCCAAAGUGUCCGACACGGUCGUUGAGCCAUACAACGCAACUCUUUCUGUCCACCAGCUGGUCGAAAACGCAGACGAAGUGCAGGUCAUCGACAACGAGGCGCUGUACGACAUUUGCUUCCGCACUCUCAAGCUCACCACCCCCACCUACGGCGAUCUGAACCACCUCGUCAGCGCUGCAAUGUCCGGCGUCACCUGCUCCCUCCGUUUCCCUGGUCAGCUCAACUCCGACCUCAGAAAACUCGCUGUGAACUUGGUGCCUUUCCCUCGUCUCCACUUCUUCCUGAUUGGCUUCGCCCCCUUGACCAGCCGCGGCUCACAGCAGUACCGCGCCCUCACCGUCCCCGAGUUGACCCAACAAAUGUUCGACGCAAAGAAUAUGAUGUGCGCCUCCGACCCACGCCACGGCCGCUACCUCACGGCCUGCGCCCUCUUCAGAGGCCGCAUGAGCACCAAGGAAGUCGACGAACAAAUGCUUAACGUACAAAACAAGAACUCCUCUUACUUCGUCGAAUGGAUUCCCAACAACAUGAAGUCUGGCGUCUGCGAUAUCCCCCCCAAGGGACUCAAGAUGUCCGUCACCUUCGUCGGAAACUCCACCGCCAUCCAGGAAAUGUUCAAGCGCGUUUCUGACCAAUUCACGGCUAUGUUCCGCCGCAAAGCUUUCCUUCACUGGUACACUGGUGAGGGUAUGGACGAGAUGGAGUUCACCGAAGCCGAGUCCAACAUGAACGACUUGGUCUCUGAAUAUCAGCAGUACCAGGAUGCCACCGCCGAGGAAGAAGGAGAGUUCGACGAAGAAGAAGGUGCUAUGGAUGCAGAAGGCGCCGCGUGA